This is a messenger RNA of Anthonomus grandis grandis, 3151 nucleotides long. Its product is annotated as 116 kDa U5 small nuclear ribonucleoprotein component. The transcript has 16 exons. The coding region runs from base 163 to 3072 and encodes 969 amino acids. Gene Ontology annotation, cellular component: U4/U6 x U5 tri-snRNP complex; cytosol; U2-type catalytic step 2 spliceosome. Lineage: Eukaryota; Metazoa; Arthropoda; Insecta; Coleoptera; Curculionidae. Gene Ontology annotation, molecular function: GTP binding; translation elongation factor activity; GTPase activity. The record is from RefSeq and is a predicted model, not a curated record. Gene Ontology annotation, biological process: mRNA splicing, via spliceosome.
UAUAUGACAAGUGACAGAUCAAAUAAAACGUUAAACAUAACCUUACAAUAUUCAACAACAAAAAACUGAAAAACAAGCCGUGCUUGUAAAACUUUCGGUUUCCCAAGUAUCUUUGCUAAUUACUUAACUUUUGUGUUGUUCAGGUUUAAAUAAUACAAGAUCAUGGAUGCUGAUUUAUAUGAUGAAUUUGGAAAUUACAUUGGACCAGAAUUAGAUAGUGAUGAUGAUGAGGAAGAAGAACAUGAAGCACAUGAUGAGGAUGAACAACAUGAAUAUGAUGAUGAACAAAUGGAAGAUGAGCCACAACCAAUGGCAAUAGUUCUGCAUGAAGAUAAACAAUAUUAUCCCUCAGCCUUGCAAGUCUAUGGACCAGAUGUUGAAACAAUAGUGCAAGAAGAAGAUGCUCAGGCUCUUGAUGUACCCCUCAUUGAACCUGUAAAAAAGAAAAAAUUUCAGUUGAAAGAGCAAAAUUUACCUGAAACUGUUUAUAACAUGGAAUUUUUAGCAGACAUGAUGGACAAUACGUCUCUUAUCCGCAAUGUGGCAUUAGUGGGGCAUCUGCACCACGGCAAAACGACAUUUGUCGACUGCUUAAUCAGACAAACGCACCCGGGCUACCAGGAUAACGAGGAAAAAAAUCUAAGAUACACGGAUAUUCUUUUUACUGAACAAGAAAGGGGUUGCUCAAUUAAGUCGAUUCCAGUCACUUUACUACUACAAGAUAUAAAGAACAAAAGUUAUUUAAUGAAUAUUUUCGAUACACCAGGGCAUGUAAACUUCUCGGAUGAAGUUACUGCUGCCAUGAGAUUGUGCGACGGUGUAGUACUCUUUGUGGAUGCGGCCGAAGGUGUGAUGCUUAAUACCGAACGACUAUUGAAACACGCUGUUCAAGAACAGUUGCAGAUAACGGUAUGCAUCAAUAAAAUCGAUCGGUUGAUUUUGGAGUUGAAAUUGCCUCCUCAAGAUGCCUACUAUAAGCUCAGACAUAUCGUAGAAGAGAUAAAUGGUUUAUUAACGUUAUAUUCUGAUGAUGCUAACCCUCAAAUCGUAUCCCCGGUUCUUGGAAACGUAUGUUUUGCUAGUUCGCAGUACGGUGUCUGCUUCACACUGAAAUCUUUUGCGAAUAUCUACAAUUUAUAUUAUGGCGAAGUUAAUGUGGAAGAAUUCGCUAAGAGACUUUGGGGAGAUAUCUAUUUUAAUCCCAAAAAUCGAAAGUUUACGAAAAAAGCGCCACACAACUCUGCGCAAAGGAGUUUCGUGGAAUUUAUACUAGAACCACUGUACAAAGUAUUUGCUCAAGUUGUAGGAGAUGUAGAUUCCACCCUACCUAAAGUCUUGGAUGAAUUGGGCAUUAAAUUAACCAAAAAUGAGAUGAAACUCAAUAUUAGGCCUCUUCUUAGAUUGGUCUGUAAUAAGUUUUUGGGAGAUUUUAGUGGUUUUGUCAAUAUGUGCGUGGAACACAUAAAAUCACCUUUGGACAAUGCAAAAACGAAGAUUUCUCAUAUUUAUACAGGACCAAAUACCAGUAAAGUAUAUGAUGAUAUGGCUAAUUGUGAUCAAGAAGGUUACCUUAUGGUUCACAGUUCCAAAAUGUACCCCACGGAAGACUGCACAUUCUUCCAAGUAUUAGGCAGAGUUAUGAGUGGCACCCUCCAUGCCGGUACUGAUGUUAGAAUUUUAGGUGAAAAUUAUACGUUGCAAGAUGAAGAAGAUUCCAGAGUACUGACAGUUGGAAGAUUGUGGAUAUAUGAAUCUAGGUACAAAAUUGAAUUAAAUAGGGUGCCAGCUGGCAAUUGGGUACUUAUAGAGGGCAUAGAUCAGUCUAUAGUAAAAACCGCCACCAUAACAGAUCUUACAAUACACGAUGAUCUGUAUAUAUUUAGACCAUUGAAGUUUAACACCCAGAGUGUAAUAAAAAUAGCAGUUGAACCAGUAAAUCCUUCUGAAUUACCUAAAAUGUUGGAUGGUUUGAGAAAGGUUAACAAAUCGUAUCCGCUAUUAACAACGAGGGUCGAAGAGUCUGGAGAACACGUCGUUUUGGGCACUGGAGAAUUGUAUUUGGACUGCGUCAUGCAUGAUUUAAGGAAAAUGUAUUCAGAAAUUGAUAUUAAAGUUGCUGAUCCAGUGGUGGCAUUCUGCGAAACCGUUGUCGAAACGUCAAGCUUAAAAUGUUUCGCGGAAACGCCAAACAAAAAAAACAAAUUGACGAUGAUCGCCGAACCACUGGAAAAAGGUCUGGCGGAAGAUAUAGAAAAUGAAAGCGUCCAAAUUGGCUGGAACAAAAAGAAGCUGGGAGAGUUUUUCCAAACGAAGUACGAUUGGGAUUUGUUGGCGGCGAGAAGUAUAUGGGCCUUUGGACCUGAUACUACCGGUCCAAAUAUAUUGGUGGACGACACCCUGCCAUCAGAAGUAGACAAAGGGCUGCUCAGCUCCGUCAAAGAUUCAAUAGUCCAAGGUUUUCAGUGGGGAACAAGAGAAGGGCCUUUAUGCGAAGAACCAAUCAGAAAUAGUAAAUUUAAGAUACUUGAUGCUGUAAUCGCCAAUGAACCAUUGCACAGAGGUGGUGGUCAAAUAAUUCCUACUGCUAGAAGAGUCGUAUACUCCGCUUUCUUGAUGGCUACUCCCAGGUUGAUGGAGCCAUAUUUCUUUGUUGAAGUACAAGCGCCCGCUGAUUGUGUGUCCGCUGUAUAUACUGUUUUGGCCAAACGGCGCGGUCACGUAACUCAAGAUGCCCCAGUACCCGGUUCGCCUUUGUAUACUAUCAAAGCCUUCAUUCCAGCAAUUGACAGUUUCGGCUUUGAAACUGAUUUGCGAACGCACACUCAGGGACAAGCCUUUUGUCUAUCAGUAUUUCAUCAUUGGCAGAUCGUCCCUGGUGACCCUCUGGAUAAAUCCAUCGUCAUACGACCUCUGGAGCCUCAACCAGCCACACAUCUGGCCAGAGAAUUCAUGAUCAAAACCAGAAGAAGAAAAGGUCUAAGCCAGGAUGUAUCCAUAAACAAAUUCUUCGAUGAUCCUAUGUUGCUCGAGUUGGCCCGGCAAGAUGUCAUGUUAAAUUAUCCUCUACUUUAAAAAUAAAGCAUUUUUAAGUUUAGGUUAGAUUUUUUAAGAAUAAGAACGAAUAAAAAUAACUUUUAAACCGCCAACUAUA